This is a messenger RNA of Mycetomoellerius zeteki, 1202 nucleotides long. It is a transcript of the gene Mat1, whose product is annotated as CDK-activating kinase assembly factor. The record is from RefSeq and is a predicted model, not a curated record. Lineage: Eukaryota; Metazoa; Arthropoda; Insecta; Hymenoptera; Formicidae. Gene Ontology annotation, cellular component: transcription factor TFIIH holo complex. Gene Ontology annotation, biological process: positive regulation of cyclin-dependent protein serine/threonine kinase activity; nucleotide-excision repair; regulation of transcription by RNA polymerase II. Bases 155 to 1117 code for a protein of 320 amino acids. Gene Ontology annotation, molecular function: cyclin-dependent protein serine/threonine kinase activator activity. The transcript is spliced from 3 exons.
GUUAUGUUGCCAGGAUUGCAUGCAUCGUGUGCAACUGUAAGCAAAUAAUUUAAAUAUGAUAUCAGAACGUAAUAUUAGGUAGUUCGUAAGUGACAGUUCAAGCAGUUACCUUAACUUAUAACUUCGUACGAGAAAUAACACCGUUUACAACAAGAUGGAUGAGCAAGCGUGUCCACGGUGUAAAACCACCAAAUACCGAAAUCCAUCGUUAAAAUUGAUGGUAAACGUUUGUGGCCAUACAUUAUGUGAGAACUGUGUGGAUCUACUCUUUCUAAAAGGCUCCGGAUCGUGUCCAGAAUGUAAAAUCCCACUGAGGAGGACGAACUUUAGAGUUCAAAUGUUUGAGGAUUCUAUGGUUGAAAAAGAAGUGAAUAUAAGGAAACGUAUCCUACGAGAUUUUAAUAAAAGAGAAGAAGACUUUGUCACAUUAAGGGAAUAUAAUGAUUAUUUAGAGGAAAUUGAGACUAUAAUAUACAAUCUGGCUAAUAACAUUGAUAUAGUUGAAACAAACAAGAAAAUAGAGCAGUAUAAAAAAGAUAACAAAGAACAAAUAGCGAAAAGUAAAGCUAAACUUGGCAGAAACGAGUACGAACUAGAGGAGAUGAUAGAAUUGGAGAAGCAGAAAGAGGAAGAAAGAAGGAUAGAAAUUGCAAAGGAAGAAGUCGAGACAAAGAAGAAAAAGAUUCGCGAGAAGGAAGCUCUGAUCGACGAGCUAACGUUCUCUGACGCAAAUGCCAAAAACAUCGUUGAAUCGUUUGCUUCCGCAAUACAGACGCAAAAGGAGGAGGCGAAAGCCUUAUCCUCCGUUAGAGCAACUCAGUUUAGUACAGGAAUUAAAUUUGGUAAUCAAGGAAAUCAGAAUUACACAGUGCCAAAGAUAGAAGAAGGACCUCUCUAUUCUUACACGCCUAUCCGGCAACAGAUAGAAGGUCCGUCACCACCCAACUGGCGAGAACUCCAAGCUCGUGGAUACGUUUCACACAUACGUAAUGAAUGUCAGGUUGAAAGAGCGGGAGGAUUUAAGGCACAUGUCGCAUGCUUACGAGCAUUACAGGAAGCAAUGGCUGGUCUCUAUCAUAAUCCUUCGCAGCGACAAGCAGAAUUUGCAACUGUAUGACUAUACAAGACAUUUUCAAACAACAAAUGUGAUAUAUCCUUGUUUGUCCUAAUUUUUUAAUAACAUUAAAUACUAUUUUAAUCAG